GCGGGCAGUCUGGUGCGGAGGAUGACCUGAAGCGCGGGAGCAUGGGCGAGGACUCGCUCGACGAGGAUAGCCUCGCGUACGACGCGCCCCAUGCAGAGGGGCAUCAGCUGCAGGCGUUCACGCGCUCGCCUCUCGGACGCCUCUCGCACCGGUCGCGGCGACCGCCUCCGGCCUCGCUCGCCCCCAUCAUCUGGCGCUGUCUUGUCUUCCAGUUGAUGUUCUGCACCGUCCACGUACUCGCAUCUGUCAGUACAAUCGUCGACGUCGCGCGCCAGCGCAGUCCGACCUGUUUUGGGACCACCGAAGUAGCCAUGAUCCUAGCUGGCUGGGCGCCGGCUAUCCUCUUCGGUGCGUCUAGUUUGUGCCCUUCAUCUCUUGGUUGGCUAUUUCGUAUACGACAUGCCUUCUCGUGCACGACAUGGCUCCUCGUGCGCGACAUGCCUCCUCGUACACGACAUGCAUUCUCGUGCGCGACAUGACAUGACAGACCGAUUCGUACACUUACCCUACCACAUACCCGCUCCACCCUCCCUUUCGCACUCCACGUCC
Messenger RNA from Schizophyllum commune H4-8, 549 nucleotides. RefSeq lists its product as uncharacterized. Lineage: Eukaryota; Fungi; Basidiomycota; Agaricomycetes; Agaricales; Schizophyllaceae. The transcript is spliced from 3 exons. The coding region runs from base 42 to 479 and encodes 145 amino acids. The record is from RefSeq and is a predicted model, not a curated record.